AUGACUGUAGACCCGAGACUGGUCUUGGGUGAACCCUGCCUUUCGCACAAGCUGGAGGCCAAGCUGGAAAGUUUGACAGAUGAGAUCAACUUCCUCAGGUCCAUCUAUGAGGAGGAGCUGCAUGAGCUCCAGAGCCAGAUCAAGGACACUUCAGUCAUUGUGGAGAUGGACAACAGCCGUAACCUAGACAUGGACUCUAUUGUAGAAGAGGUGAAGGCUCAGUACGAGGACAUCGCCAACCGUACCCGCGCUGAGGCAGAGUCAUGGUACAAGACCAAGUAUGAGGAGAUGCAGACGUCUGCGAACAGAUACGGAGAUGACCUGAGGGCUACCAGGACAGAGAUUGCCGACCUUAACCGCAUGAUCCAGAGGCUGACAUCUGAGAUUGAUGGAGUUAAGGGACAGGCAUGACUGUAGACCCGAGACUGGUCUUGGGUGAACCCUGCCUUUCGCACAAGGUCAGCUGUGAUAGGCUCCAUUUUGAACAAAUUUCAGGGUUUUCCAAUUAGAGAGUUUGCCCAUAUAGUCCAUACUCAUUUUUGUCGCGGGCCACAUUGUAGUUAUGGUUUCCCGCAGAGGGCUAUUAUGACUGUGAAAGCAUAUAAAUGUUUAAUCGCCGCAUCAUAUUAUUAAAUAUACACAGCAAACUGAUGGGUAACUAGUUUUGAAAACAGAAGUCACAGGUAAUAGUUUGUUCAACUUUUGUUAAAGUAACUGUAAAAAAAGGGUUUGUAACAAAAAAAAAAUGCUUGCAAUAUCUCAACAACAACAA
Messenger RNA from Phyllopteryx taeniolatus (common seadragon), 772 nucleotides. Its product is annotated as keratin, type II cytoskeletal 8-like. The transcript is spliced from 4 exons. Gene Ontology annotation, molecular function: structural constituent of skin epidermis. Gene Ontology annotation, cellular component: keratin filament. The coding region runs from base 1 to 411 and encodes 136 amino acids. Lineage: Eukaryota; Metazoa; Chordata; Actinopteri; Syngnathiformes; Syngnathidae. The record is from RefSeq and is a predicted model, not a curated record. Gene Ontology annotation, biological process: intermediate filament organization; keratinization.